This is a messenger RNA of Daphnia carinata, 6118 nucleotides long. RefSeq names its product mucin-5AC-like. The coding region runs from base 220 to 5592 and encodes 1790 amino acids. The transcript has 3 exons. The record is from RefSeq and is a predicted model, not a curated record. Lineage: Eukaryota; Metazoa; Arthropoda; Branchiopoda; Diplostraca; Daphniidae.
UCGAGUGUGUUGCAUCGUUCCAUCCCCCCUCCCGUUAUCACAACAAACUCUCUCUCUCUCUCUCUGUCUUCUCUUAACUCACGUAGUCGUUUUCAUUCUCUUCAGACAGUUUUUGUUUUGACACACAGUUUAGAAUUGGCUGGACCUUUUGGUUGGAACUUCGAAAUUCCCCCAAGUGUUUCUUUCUUCAGGGAGGGGGUUGAAUUUUCGUGCUGAUUCAUGUUCGCCAAUCGCAAGACAAUGAAGUCGUCUUGGCGUUUAACAGUGGUUGUGUGUACCUUGUUGGCGCUGACUGUAGGCGCACGAGCCUUGACACUCGACGAUGAUUACGACGAAGAGGAGCUGCUGAUUGCCGAGGCCCUUAAAGGCAGCGUCGAAGAGGUCUCGAGCAGACGACCGUCCUCGGCCAAUCGCGGACAGCAGAGGAGAGUGUUCUCAUCGGGAGAAGAUGAACAGCUGAUCAGCAUCCCGCCCGUCCUCGUGACCAACUGGGGACUGGCUCUGGUCGAUGGAGCCGAGAUUAAGAAGGUGUUGGACGAGGAGAAUGACAUUGGCAUCUCGUUUGAAGAACUCAGCCAAUUCCAGCUGGAAUUCGGUAAGAGGACGGACAACACCAAGAAGCGCAAAGGCAAUCUGUUCAACCCGCCCGGAUCACAGGUAAAACCUAGCAAUCCCAAGGAUCAAAUCAACACCAUCAUCCGUACGAAACCCAAGGCUAAAUUGAACAUCACCGCUGCUGCCUUGCUGGAAGAGACGGACAACAUUCGCCAGCCGCAAUUCUUGCGCAAAAUCACCGACAGUGCCAAGAACACGGGAGUCAAUGAAUUAAAGGCCAUCGAAGUUGAGAGCAUCAAACCGACCGUCACUGUCAAACCGACCGUCACAGUCAAACCGGACAUUUCCGACGAGUUUUCCAAGUUCCUUGAUCAAGAAGAAUCAACAUCGACCACCACAACAACAACAACAACAACAACAACGGAAAAUCCAUCGACUUUGUUCCCGACAUUCCCUCGCAAUCGAGUCAGAACAACAACAACAACAAUUGCUCCUACAACUGUGGAAGUUGUGAAGAAUGUUCCAGUCGAUCGAGUCAGAACAACAACAACAACAGUUGCCCCGACGACUGUUGAAGUUGUGACGGAUGUUCCAGUCGAAGAAGUGGCGGCCAGUACAACAACUGAGACCACACCGUUCACGACAAUUUCAUCUACUACAUUCGAACCUGUGACAUCCACCACUCGAUUCCCGCCACGCAGCAGCACGCCGAUGAAUCCAUCGAUCUUUGCACGCAGUUCUUUCUCACCGAUCACGUUCUCUUUGACGACCGAAAAGGCUUCUGUUCCAUUAACAACAGUCGAUUCGAUCGUCACGGAGGGAUCUGUUACAACCACAUCGAUCCCAACAACAACUAACGAAGAGGACGAAAUCACUGAAGAUGAUAAUGAAGAUCCUGAAACGGUAUCCGAAGCUGCCAUCGUCAAUGGUUUCGAAUCGAGCAGAGAGGGCGGAACAGGCCGCGUGAAAGAAACAGGAUCCCGAUUGUUCGGUUCGGGACGUGUCAGAAGCACCACCGCAGCAACAACAACAACAACAACAACAGCCCAAACAUCAGAAGAUCCUGUCGUCCAAGUUACAACGUCUGAGACGAAGACAGAAGAAACUCCAGCUGUUACAACAACAGAAACAUUGACAACAUCUACGGAAUCAUCGUCCACAGCUUCGGUUCUUGUUACGGAUUCUACGGUUGACCUUUCCAAACCGUUUACGUUCACCAUCGUCACGCCGGAGAAGACGACCGUCACGAUCACGAGGACCCCACCGCCAUCAUCUUCAUCGAAGACGACCCCAACUGUCACAGCCGAGGCUUUUGCUGCGGCUGUUUCGGCUUCGAUCAACGGAGGAACAUCGACGACCACGACGCCUCCUGUCGUUAGAACAGCUCCAAUUAAUAGCCGGAGCAGAGUGAGGCCAGUGACUGGAAAUCGAGCUGAUCAAAUUAUUCGCACGAUCGGUAGUGUCUUCGGGACUAACAACGCCGCAGGCACCAACACCAACUCUUCUUCGAGACGCACGAGACCGAUCAAUCGCAACAUUUUCAACACGGUCACCGAUGCGACAACGACAACCACAUCGACGGAAGCCGUAACUACAUCCAGCGAACAACCAAACGUUCAGACCACUUCUAAUGUUGUUGCUGAAUCAACAACAAUUGCAGAGACUACGACGGAGAACCAAGUUUCAUCGACCCCAUCGAUCGCACUGUCUUUUUCUUUUAACCGUCGAAGGCCAACAACAACAGAAGCUCCGACAACAACGGAAAGCUCAACAACUAUUACAACAACAGAAGCAGAGAAAGAUAAGAAGGAGGAUGCAUCUCUCGACGAAGUCCUUGGUAUCGACGCAGAAGCCAUUGUCAACAAACGAGUUCGACCCAUCAACCGUAACAUUUUCAACCGAGUUACGAACCCAACAACAACAACAACCACUGCAACUGUUCAGAUUGAUGAGACAACUUUAGAAUCAACCACCGAAGCUCGAACGUCCAUCCCAACAACAUCAGCAGCGCCGAGGGCUAGACCCCAGGCUGUUCGAUCAACGACUCAAUCGAUUUUCGAUUCGUUUUUUACAACAACAACAACCGAAUCGAGCGAAUCUACCAGCGUGGAGAACAUCAUCGUAGCCACGGAGUCUGAAGUGAAAUCAACUGACGCCCCGACUACCGUGAUUACAUCUACGACCACAACCGAGUCUCCGACCACAGUUACUAGCACGACAGAGGCAUCAACGACAUCUACAACAACAGCAACAGUCGAACCAUCUUCUACACGUCGUGGAGGUAAUCGAAGAAUCGGAGGGCGUAGGCCUACGGUUGCUAGCGUGACAUCAACAACUGCUGCAUCCGUGGCCAUCAAUGAAAUUCCCGUUGCAGUCGUUCAAGGAGGUCAAUCAUUCGGCGGCCGACGUCCUGGAGCUAUUCGCAGGAGACCAACAUCAACAACGGCCCGAUCUGUAGAAGACGUUGCAGUUGAAAAUCAGGUAUCUAUCUCAACUCCAACUGUGGUUGUAUCUCUCCCCAAUAACCGAAGAAGGCCAUCAACAACAACUGAAAGCCCGACCACGGUGAAGGUCGACCUGACCACGACGACCGUCGCCCCGGUUCUGGUACAAGAACCCGUCACUACCCCAAUCCCGCAAGAAGUGAACGUCGUGACAACGACUGAGCCCGUUUCGAGGCCGACAACAACAACAACAACCACAACAACAACCACAGCUGAGCCUUCUACGACCACCGUCGAAGCGGCUGUUCCGACCGAAAGCACUUCAAUCAGCACAGCGGGCGGCCAAGAAGGCAACGUCACCGAUAGCCAAUCAACGGAGACCCCCAAAAGUGUAGUUUCUCUUUUCGCCGGUAGAAGAAGAACAACCGCUGUUCCCAGCACGACCGCCGCCGCCACUGACGCUGUUCAAUUGAUUACAACAACGACAACAACCGCAGUUCCAGCCAUUGCUGUCACAGCUCGUCUGGGAAUUAGAGGAAGGCCGACUGUUUCCACCGUUGCCACGACGACCGCUGCUUCCAUCGCAGAAGUCACUAGCGAAUCGAGUUCGACGACGGUCCGUGCCAACAAUGGCGGUGGAAUUGCUUCUCUCUUUGGCGGUCGAAGGAGGACGACAACGGCCAGUCCCGUCGUUAGCGAGGCUCCAAUUCAAGCGGAGAAUACCGGAACAGGAUCAGCCGCAGUGGCUAAUUUAAUUAGCGCUAGACGGCCAGGAUCUGGACGGACGACUACCACGCGAACGACAACGACCACUCGCGAUGUGUUCAUCGAUUCGGCUGAGCAAUUGCUGGACGAGGAGAUCAACGACAACAUCGAUAUCUUCGACGAUGAAGAUGUUGUGGAGGAAGAAGAGAAUUUCUCAGUGGAAUCGUUUGGCAUUUCAUCGAACUCUUUCGGGGGUAGGAGGAGGCCCAGCAGCACGGCCGCGCCCAUCUCCACGACGGGAUUGACAGGUUUAUUGAGCGGAAGACGGCCAGGAGGUGGCCGUAGGAUCGAUACGAGCGUCCCAGCUAUUCAGGCUAUUGAGACGACAACUCAACAACAGACAUCGACUGAAGCAGCGCCCGCUAUUGGUGGACUGGCCAGUCUUUUAGCUCGAAGGCCUACAGCUAGAACUACAACAACAACCGAAGCUCCAGUCCUAACUGAAUCGAACGAUGGAAUAGGAUCAGCUGCAGUGGCCAGCAUCAUUAGCGGUAGAAGGCCAGGAACUGGACGAACGACAACUGCCAGACCUGAUGAUCAGGCAACGCCUGGAACAUCGAACGACAUUCCAGUGACAACUAACUCAACGAAUGGAAUUGCCGGGCUUUUUGGUGGUCGAAGACCUGGUGCUGGCCGGACAACAACAGCCCGCGCCAUCACCGAAUCGCAAAAUGGCACAGAAAUAGAAGCUGCUGCUCCAGUUGCUCCAGCUGCUCCAGUUGCCACAACGAACAAUACCUUGGCCAGUCUGGUGAGCGGACGUCGGCCAGGUGUCCGACCUACUACGACAACCAUUGCACCUCUACUGGUCAUUGAAUCAAACGAUGAAGCAUCGGACGAUGAGACCCCAACGACCGUCACUACCCCAACUGAGACCGUUGAAACUCCAUCCACUCCAGGUGGAUUGGCCGGCCUUUUAGCUCGUCGACCGUCUGUCAGAACAACAACAACAACCGAGGCUCCGGUGCGAAUUGAAUCGAACGCUGGAACAGGAUCAGCUGCAGUGGCCAGUAUCAUCAGUGGACGACGGCCUGGAACUCGGACAACCACUGCCCGUUCAGUGGCCAGUGAAUCGUCCAGCGUUGCUGAAAUCGAACAGAAUCCAUCGGCUUCGAAUGCAACUACCGAAGCCACCGUCGCAUCCACCAAUGGAUUAGCCGGAUUACUUGCCAGACGGCCGGCCAGACCAACUACAACGACGACCACCACAUCGCAGCCGGUUGAAGAAACAACAACGAUCCGUCUAACACCUACGAGACCUCCAGCUAACCGCUUCCGUCCACUUGCCUCGUCUACCACACCGGAAACUCUGGUGGAAGUCGAACUUCCGGCUCUUUCCGCCCGUACGACUCGACUCUUGAGAAAUCGUACAUCUAACACGCCGGAAGUGAAUGGGGUUUCCAUUCAAGCCCAACAAAUUGGCGAGAGGAUCAGAUCGAGAGGCAGGUCGGCCAGUUCGGGACUUGCCAGCACGACUUCAACUGCCAGUAGCACGACGGUCACGGAGGCGACAACAUCAACAACAGAGGUAGCAAUCACGACGACCACAUCUGCUCCUGUUACAACCAUUCAAACGGUAGCGGAUGUGACCGUAGCGCAGCAGCAAGAGUCAACAACAGGUGCGCCGACGUUGAUUGAAACGAGCGGCCCAGUCGUCACCGAAGUGCCGGAUGAUUCUUCAAUCACCCUCUUCCCGGAGGGCGCCAUCGUGUUGGGUUUCUCUUCUUCGACGGAAAUCAGUGAGGUCAUCCAGAUUGUGGGCGAAUUGCCACCGCGUGCGUCACGCAACGUCAGCAAUGGCGGCAACAGUAAUCAAACGCCGCAAUGAUGGUGGUGUCUGGUGGUACUGAUGGUAGGACUAGUGAUUUCGUAUUAAAGAUAUGUAGAAUUAAAGAAAUGCAAAGGAAAGGGGCGAUGAGAGGGUGUGAAAAACAAAAUCCACAGUACCAUCUGUGAUGAGGUUUGACGAUGUAAAGCUCUAAUUAUCUUUAAGUGACUUGUCGGCUGUAUAUAUGGGUGUGUAAUAAUAAAAAAACCUUUGCGUAUUCUUCAAUCCUUACGAUGCAAAUACAAUUCUGAUAGAAAAAUAACAACACGUAGUCUUUUCUACUAACUCAAUAUUUCGUUUUUUUAUUUUUGUCUCGCUGGUAUUCAAUUUUCUUUUGAUUUAUUAAACGCAAUGAUUCGAUUAGCUCAUGUUGAAACCCAUUUCCAUAUUUUUUGAGCGAUGAUGAAUGAAAUUUGUCGUUUUGCUCGUUUCUAUUUUUCCGGCUCAACAUUCAUUUUGUGUUUCUCUUUAACCAGUACAGUAUUUUAUUAUUUUCUAAAUAGUAUUAGCACAUUUGUAUACAAAA